Verticillium nonalfalfae is the source of this 288-nucleotide messenger RNA. RefSeq lists its product as uncharacterized. The coding region runs from base 1 to 288 and encodes 95 amino acids. NCBI's taxonomy places the organism in Eukaryota, Fungi, Ascomycota, Sordariomycetes, Glomerellales, Plectosphaerellaceae. The record is from RefSeq and is a predicted model, not a curated record. The transcript has 3 exons.
AUGCUCGAUCGGGCCCUCAAGAAGCGUAGCGAUAUCCAAAGCUUCCUCCAGAAGAAUCUCUCUGAACCCGACCCCCAUAAACGUAUACCGGAAGACGACGUUCUGACCUUUGAGGAUUGGCGCCUCCUUGUAGAACUCCGCGAGGCUCUUGAGCCAUUAUACCGACAAACAAUCCGCGCGCAUGGAUGGGCUAAGAAUGGAAGCCAUGGGGCGCUCUGGGAGUUACUCGUGGUACCAGAGACUCUCCCCGAGUAUCUACAACUCGUCGGAGAGGUCGUCAACCUCUAG